This is a messenger RNA of Carassius gibelio (silver crucian carp), 2556 nucleotides long. Its product is annotated as pyruvate dehydrogenase (acetyl-transferring) kinase isozyme 2, mitochondrial. Lineage: Eukaryota; Metazoa; Chordata; Actinopteri; Cypriniformes; Cyprinidae. The transcript is spliced from 11 exons. The record is from RefSeq and is a predicted model, not a curated record. Bases 110 to 1339 code for a protein of 409 amino acids. Gene Ontology annotation, molecular function: pyruvate dehydrogenase (acetyl-transferring) kinase activity. Gene Ontology annotation, cellular component: mitochondrion. Gene Ontology annotation, biological process: regulation of glucose metabolic process; protein phosphorylation.
CAGCUGCAUCAUAUAGCCCACAUAGCAGUACAUGUAUUAUUAAACACUAAAAAAACGGGAUUUCUGCACCUGAUAGGCUAUAUCUCUCGGUUUCGACCCAGUCAUCGAAAUGAAGCUCGUCAGGUUUAUAAUGAAGAAUGUUGCAUUGGCCAGUGCGCCUCAACACAUUGAACACUUCUCGAAAUUUUCACCUUCUCCACUUUCUAUGAAACAGUUUUUGGAUUUUGGUUCUACCAACGCAUGUGAGAAAACGUCUUUUGUUUUCCUGAGACAAGAGCUGCCCGUGCGUCUGUCCAACAUCAUGAAAGAAAUCAACUUGCUUCCUAAAAGAUUACUUACCACUCCUUCUGUACAAAUGGUUCAAAGCUGGUAUGUACAGAGUUUGAUGGAGAUCUUGGAAUACUUGGAGAAAAGUCCAGAUGACCAAAGUAUAUUAGAAGAGUUUGUGAAUGCUCUGGUAAACAUCCGAAACAGGCACAAUGAUGUUUUACCCACCAUGGCCCAGGGUGUGAUUGAAUAUAAAGAAGUAUUUGGUCAAGAUCCAGUCACUAAUCAGAAUAUUCAGUAUUUCCUGGACCGUUUCUACUUGAGUCGGAUAUCAAUCAGAAUGCUCAUCAACCAGCACACUCUUGUAUUUGAUGGUGCCACAAAUCCAGUUCACCCCAAUACCAUUGGCAGCAUAGACCCUCAUUGUCAGGUGGCAGAAGUUGUUAAAGACGCAUAUGAAAGUGCCAAGAUGCGGUGUGAUCAGUACUACCUCAGCUCACCUGACCUGGUGCUUCAAGAACUUAACACUAAUAACAGGAACCAGCCUAUUAACAUAGUGUACGUGCCUUCCCAUCUGUACCAUAUGCUAUUUGAACUGUUCAAGAAUGCAAUGAGGGCGACCAUUGAGAACCAUAAUGAAGGCUGUAAUCUUCCACCCAUUCAAGUUAUGGUGGCUAUAGGAGGAGAGGACCUCACUAUAAAGAUGAGUGACCGAGGUGGUGGAGUACCUUUCAGGAAGAUGGAGAAUCUCUUCAGUUACAUGUACUCCACGGCACCAAAACCCCAGAUAGAUGAUAAGCAUAGGGCUCCCCUGGCUGGGUUUGGUUAUGGGUUGCCCAUUUCUCGACUCUACGCCAAGUACUUCCAGGGUGAUCUUCAGCUAUACUCUAUGGAGGGCCAUGGCACUGAUGCAGUCAUUCACUUGAAGGCUUUAUCCACGGACUCAGUCGAGAGACUCCCAGUGUUUAAUAAGACAGCUCGACGGAACUAUGAAGUCACGCAGGGGGCAGAUGACUGGUGUGUCCCCAGUCGAGAACCUCUGGAUCUGGCCGUGUUCAGAUUGUCCAAGUGAAAAGGAGCAGCUUCAGGAAGGAUACAUGACAGUUCUAUGACCGACUGACAUGAGUGAACACGGUUGGCCAUAGUGUCUAAAUGGCCGAGCCCCAGCUCACCACUCACUGUGAAGCCACAUAGUCUCUCAGCAAUACCUUAGAUAGCGCAUGUGAUUAGUUUUCCUCUGAACCAUGACUGUUUCAUUAGCUUUUGGUUGGUUUGAGAAACUAGGCUCUGUUACAGUGUUACCUGCAAACCUUACUGACUCAUACAGUAUGAAGUGGGACAAAGUGCCAAGUUAAUCUGCACUGAACUGCUCUUCCUUUGGAAGACUGUCAAGUGGAAGUUCCAGUGUGGAGAAGUGAGCCAUCUAGACUAGUUGAACCAGCACAUAACAACAGGCGUGUGCCAAGAAACUUAAGAAUACAUGAAUUCAGAGAUUAAGGGCCAGGAAGGAGUGAUAAAAAACAAUAUGCAACCAAUGAUGUUAAAUGAUAUCAAACCAUUUAUGUUAAAGUUUUAAUAUUAGUUAAUUAGAAUUAAUAUUAGUAAUUCUGAAAUCAAGGAACACAACAUGAAAUUGAUUGCUGCUGUAGAAGUAUUCCUAAUCAGAAUGGCCAGAAGAGAAAGAGAUCAUUGGAGGCCAUAACUGUGACUUAUUAAUGUGUGGCCAAAUAUGUCAAUUUGUUCUCUGGCAUUUUCCUUAUACUACAGUUUAAGGCACUAAAAGGGGAUCAUAGAUGUAAAUUUGUUAAGCAGUAGUUAGAAUGUACAAGUAAUCUCAUUGAUUUAAACUUGAAACACUUACAACUUAUAUGCACAGAGCAUUUCAAGCACAGUGUUUUGUGCAUGUUUAUUCUUAAACAUGUGGAAGUAUUUUAGCUACCUCAUUGACUGACGUUAGUUUGUGAACUCAACAACCUUUGCUCAGCUGUUGGCCUUUUCAGUUUUGUGGGCCUUUGGCCACUAGUUCUCUGUGAAUAUUAUACAGCAUGAAAUCAGAGCUUCUAAUUUUACGCCGUCUCAUUUGAGAACAGUAUUGGAUCUGUAUUAAACCAACCAUUUGCUUUGAACUUGCACCAUACAACCUUACAUGUAAGGACCAUUAUUUUGUGUAUUUAUAUUUUGCUUUUUGUCAUGUUUCCCUUCAAAAGCUAAACUUUAUUUUUGUAAGUUUUUUCAUGUUAAGCAUAUUAUGUGUAUAGAAUUUAAAUAAAAAAAAAUUGAGAAAUUUUA